Messenger RNA from Tupaia belangeri chinensis (Chinese tree shrew), 1897 nucleotides. It is a transcript of the gene IFITM10, whose product is annotated as interferon induced transmembrane protein 10. The record is from RefSeq and is a predicted model, not a curated record. Lineage: Eukaryota; Metazoa; Chordata; Mammalia; Scandentia; Tupaiidae. Gene Ontology annotation, cellular component: plasma membrane. The coding region runs from base 361 to 717 and encodes 118 amino acids. The transcript is spliced from 4 exons.
CGCCGCCGAGCCCCGCGCGCUCCCCCACCCCCACCAAGGUUGGGCCGCUGGAACACCGCUCAGCGGACAGACAGCGGCCCGCGGGACAGCGGAAGGACGGGUGCACAGAGGCGCAGGGGUCUGAUCCGCCAGCCGAAGAGUCGCCAGUAGGCCCAGGGCCCCGGCAAGUGCCCAGCCCUGCUGGGAGCCCCGGCCAGCACCACGGACGGCACCCAGGAAGCCCGAGUCCCCCUGGACGGGGCCUUCUGGAUUCCGAGGCCCCCAGCAGGUUCACCUAAGGGCUGUUUUGCCUGCGUGUCCAAGCCCCCUGCCCUGCAGGCUCCAGCGGCCCCUGCCCCUGAGCCCUCAGCCUCACCCCCCAUGGCACCCACUCUGUUCCCCAUGGAGUCCAAGAGCAGCAAGACGGACAGCGUGCGGGCUGCCGGCGCCCCCUCGGCCUGUAAGCACUUAGCGGAGAAGAAGACAAUGACAAACCCCACGACUGUCAUCGAGGUCUACCCGGACACCACCGAGGUGAACGACUACUACCUGUGGUCCAUCUUCAAUUUCGUCUACCUCAACUUCUGCUGUCUGGGCUUCAUCGCCUUGGCCUACUCCCUCAAACUCACACACCUGGCCACCUGCUCUCUCGUCCUCCUCCUGUCUCACCAGCAACACCAUCACCACCUGGCAGUCGUGCCUUCGUCUUCAGGUUCGGGACAAGAAGCUUCUCAAUGACCUGAAUGGAGCCGUGGAGGAUGCUAAGACAGCCCGGCUGUUCAAUAUCACCAGCUCUGCCCUGGCUGCCUCCUGCAUCAUUCUCAUCUUCAUCUUCCUGCGGUACCCGCUCACCGACUACUGAGGCCCCGACAGGCCUGCCCGCCUUGGAGUCAAAGCACUGAGACAUGUUUAUUUUUGUGAGCACUGACAUGCAGGUCCUGUGAGGUUGGGGCAAAGCAGGGCUCCUUCCCUGGGUCCCCCCGAGGCUGUGAACCAGGCAAUGAGGCCAUCAGAAGUUGAGUAUGGCACGGGAGCUUUGAGCUUCAUCCUAGCUCACCCUUUCUGCCUCCUGGCCUCUGUCUCUGCCUGUUUCUGGGGCCCAUGGGCUUCUCUCUGUGCUGCUGCACCCCGGCUUCCAGUGGCUGCCCUCCCUACCUUCAUGUGCCCCUUCCCAGGCUCCUGGGGCCCCUCAGACCUGACACCCAGCAAGAAGGGCUUAUGUGGGAGCUUCCCAGGAUGGGGGCACUGCCAGCAUCUGGGGACUCGGUCUAUCCUCCCUGACCCCUGCCUUUCUCAAGCUGUGACCCUGCUCAGAGCUCUUGUAUCUGUGAACUUUCAAUAAAAUAUCCCCCAGCUCCAGCCCAACCUUCUGACCUGGGAUGGACAUGGAGGGAAAUUUGGAGGCUUUGGGAGCUUUCUUUGGGCACCACUUUGUGGUCUGAGGCCUGAAUGCCACAUCAUGACUGAGACUGAAGAAUUUGCCCUGUAACUCAGGCAGUUGUCCAUGGUUAUGUAAGAUAGGGAAUCACGGGGACUUCUUGGAGGGCACCCCAAAUGUGAGUUCCUUAGAGGAUCAGGCAGCCUCCAUGGAGAGGGAGAAUGGGGACCGUGUGCAGCAUGCAGUACCCUUGCAGGCUGAAAAUGAACGCAAAGAAAACUGGAUUCAUCCAGGAGGAAUCAUGGGGGCAAGCGAGGGUUGUAGUUCCCUGCCAAGUCCCAUCCUUCUUGGAGGCUUGGGCAGUUCCUUUUCUUUGCACCAGCCUGUCUUGCUAUCUAUACAAUGGGAAGAUGGCCUUUCCAUUUCUCAGAGUUCUCAUGCAAUCAGCCGAAGGUUGCAGUUCAAAGGUCAGGAUCAGCUAAUGGACUGGGUCCCAGGAUGCAGGAGGCCCAGUGCAGAUGGGCUCUGCCCUCCAGGGUG